AGUUGGCCUCAGUCAUUCGUCGACUCUCUGCACGUGCGUUUGGGUUAGCUAUAUAGCUCAUAGCUCACAGCUCCUCAUCGGAAUAGGGAAUCGAAGAUCGGGAAGUGGGAAUCGCAGGUCUGCCACGUUUGUGCGCCCAAAAAACAUCCAUCGAUCGAAGAAGUAAACACUGCGUUAUUUUCGGUGCUGGAUAUUUAUUUUCGAAACAGGCCCCUCUAGGCAAGUGCUCAAGAGUGCAAGAUACAAAAGUAUACGCGUAUCCGAGAGAUACAAAUGUAUCUGCCCCACCUAGGAAACAAUCCAUACCCAUCCUAGGCUGCUCAUCCUACUGGAACACUAUUAAUUAGCUCGAAAAAAAGCGUUUUGCAGUGCGAGAAAGCGGAACAUUUAAUGAAAAUGCAAAUGCAAUUGCUUGUGUUUAAAUUCCAUUGAAGUGCCCUUCUGUACAAACCAAUUUGUUGUGACGGUGCAAAAGUACUUUUGGGGAAUUUUAAGUGGGUCUUGCGACUCGUAUUGGAAUUCACCCGAAUCUCAAGUACUUACCAUACAGUUCCGCCACUGCUGAUAAUAAAAUAAUUACUUGUAUGCCCAACCACAAGUGAGCUACGUUUUCAUUUUCGUUUUCGUUUUCCGAUUUCGAAUUUCGCUGGCGCGGGUAAAUAUUUACCAAAGAGUACAAGAAAGUGUACAGUGAAAAGUUCGUAAAUUACCGGCAAUUUGGCACACACAUGUAGAAGCAGAACAAAUUUAUUAAUUACCUGCCAGUUGGAUAUUAAUUUUUGAGUUUCGAUAGCAUUAAGCGCUGAGCGAGUGCCACUUUAACCGCCAGCAACCAAUGUCCUGAUUUUACUUUGCCCAAGAACCGACGGAGGGAUACCUAUAUACACAAUUAGCCACAUUGGAUGGGUCGUCGGAAUAGGCUUCCAAAAGUUUUGUCCCGCACACGGAAACCGCAGAGGAAGUUCUAGACAACAUCUUCCCGGGGCGAGGAGCCCGAAAUACAACCGGCGAACAAACAAACACAGGCCCAGAUGUCGGACACAAUCUCCUUCGAGUUGGGCUCGGCAGCCGACCGACCCCCCAAUAGGUUUCAAGUGAACCCGGUCAACGGCAACAGUCGCAAGACACAAAGUUCGGGUUCGGAUGGCCCAGAAUCAGGAUCGGAGGUAGUAGCAGGAACAGGAGGAGCAGGAGAGGAUGGGCCCCAUGAAGUCUACCGUCGCCUUACGAACGCCGAGGGCGAGCUACUCGAGGACGACACAUUCGAUGCCACACAAAUGCUCAACCAACACCAGCCCAGGCAGCAGAGGCAAUCCAUCAAAAGCAGUUUCCGCGACAAAGAUAAACCUUCGCGGUUCAAGGACCUGCAGACGACGACCCGCUUCCAGGUGGACCCGCAAAAUGAGGAGUCGGACGAGUCGAACGAUUCGCAGGAGGAGCGCGAGCUGCUGGACAACGAGUACGACACAAAAUAUGGUAAAAGUUUCCGGCAUUUUACGCGAGAGGCGUUACCACGUUUGGAUAAUUAUCGUAACAUGAUGUCCAUUCAGGCCGCCUACCGUCCAACGCUCGACGAGCUGCACAAUGCCACGCUGACGGGCAAGAACACGCACAGCUUGACGCGCAAUCAGGACCCGGAGGCGGGCAUUAUGAACGGGGUCCUGAAAUUCGGCUGGAUCAAAGGUGUGCUCGUCCGCUGCCUGCUGAACAUCUGGGGCGUGAUGCUGUUCCUGCGUCUCAGCUGGGUGGUGGGUCAGGCGGGCAUCAUCGAGGGAUUCCUAUUAAUACUGACAACGACUGCUGUCACGACCAUCACGGCCUUGUCGAUGUCGGCGAUAAGCACUAAUGGUGUCAUCAAAGGAGGUGGCACAUACUACAUGAUAUCCCGGUCUUUGGGUCCCGAGUUCGGCGGCUCCAUCGGUCUGAUUUUCUCGCUGGCGAAUGCGGUGGCGUGUGCCAUGUAUGUGGUCGGCUUCUGCGAGUCCAUGCUGGCCAUGAUGACGACCUUCGAGUGGGAAAUCGUGGACGGCGGUGUUCAGGACGUGCGCAUCAUAGGUUGUAUCACCAUCCUGCUGCUGCUGAUAAUUGUGGUUGUCGGCAUGGAAUGGGAGGCAAAGGCCCAAAUCGGACUACUUAUCAUCCUGCUGGUGGCCAUUGCUGACUUUGUCAUUGGCAGUUUCAUUGGACCCAAAAGCGAUCUGGAACUUUCCAAAGGAUUCUUGGGUUACAAUGCAACUCUGUUUAAAAAUAAUCUAUUUCCCGACUAUCGUCAGGAGAAGGGUGGUGUUCAGCACGAUUUUUUCUCAGUAUUUGCCAUUUUUUUCCCUGCGGCUACGGGCAUUUUGGCUGGAGCUAAUAUCUCGGGAGAUCUGAAGGAUCCUCAAAAAUCCAUUCCCAAGGGCACGAUUCUAGCUAUUGUCAUCACCACCGGAACCUAUUUAAUCAUGGUCCUGCAGUGCGGAGCCACAGUGGCUCGUGAUGCCACUGGCAAUUUGUCUGAUGUGGUUAAUGGCUCCUUCGCCUUCCUCGACUGCCAGCCGGGCGAAUGCAGUUAUGGUCUGCAGAACUCCUUCCAGGUGAUUGAGUUGGUUUCUGGCUUUGGUCCUCUGAUUUACGCCGGUUGCUAUGCUGCCACACUUUCCUCUGCACUGGCCAGUUUGGUUUCCGCACCAAAGGUUUUUCAGGCUCUGUGCAAGGAUGAACUGUACCCGAAGAUUGUUUGGUUUGCCAAGGGUUACGGCAAGAACAAUGAACCAGUUCGUGGCUAUGUACUAACUUUUAUCAUUGCAUCCGCCUUCAUAUUGAUUGGAGAACUGAAUCUGAUUGCCCCGCUCAUAUCGAACUUUUUCCUCGCCGCCUACAUGCUGAUCAACUUCAGUACCUUCCAUGCCAGUCUGGCCAAGCCAGUGGGCUGGCGACCAACCUUUAAGUAUUUCAACAUGUGGCUGAGCCUGCUGGGCGCCAUUCUCUGCGUGGCCGUGAUGUUCCUCAUCUCAUGGGCCACCGCACUCAUCACCUUUGUGGCGGUGCUGGCUCUGUACUUAAUCGUGGCCUACCGGAAGCCGGAUGUCAACUGGGGCUCCACCACGCAGGCACAGACGUACAAGAAUGCCCUGAUGUCGGUGCAGCAGCUGAACAAUGUGGAGGAGCACGUGAAGAACUAUAGGCCGCAGAUUCUGGUUCUUUCCGGCCUGCCCAACACUCGACCUGUCCUCGUGGACCUGGCUUACAUGCUCACCAAGAAUUUAUCGCUGCUCGUGUGUGGCCAUGUGCUUCGGGGCUCGAGUUCCCAGAAAUACAGGACCAAUCUGCAGGAAAGGGCGUCCAAUUGGUUUCGCAAGCAUCGCGUUAAGGGCUUCUAUGCCUUGGUGGAUGGUGAGGACUUCGAGUCGGGCACGAGGGCCCUAAUGCAGGCCACGGGAAUCGGAAAGCUGAAGCCAAACAUUAUCCUGAUGGGCUACAAGACUGACUGGCAGACGUGCGAUCGCAAGGAGUUGGUGCAGUACUUCAACGUGAUGCACAAGGCGCUGGACAUGUACCUUUCGGUGGCCAUCCUGCGAGCUCCCCAGGGUCUGGACUGUUCGCUGCUGCUGGGUUCCCAGGAUGGCUGGAAGCCCUCUUCCGAAGUGCCACGCACCCUGCAGCCAAACGAGAGUUCCGGCGACUUGCAGGCCGUGGACAACAAUGCCCGGAAUGCUUUGGGCGGCAGCAUUGACUCGCUCAGCAGGAAUGUGUCUCAAGAGGACCGAAACCGCAACCAGCUGGUCCACAGCGAGCAGAACAGCCUGAAGAUAGUCAAAAUGCGCUUCAAGCAGAGCCUGCGGAGAAUCCGCUCCUGGCCAGGUGCAGCCUCCAGCACGAGCGACCUGUCAUUCAUUGCGGGCAAUCAGGCGAAGGAUGUAUCCGGCAUGCCCGAUCCGUUGGACACAAAGUCUGCAAAUCUUGUGAACAACUCACUGCGCAAGUCGAAGCUGAAGCAUGAUGACCCAGCCUCCCUGUACAAGGGUCCUGGUGGCACGGAGCUGCCCAAAGAGGUCCUUUCCGAUCUCACCCUCUUCACCAGGAAGCGCAGCCACGCCGUCAUCGAUGUCUGGUGGCUGUAUGACGACGGAGGACUCACUCUCCUGCUGCCGUACAUCAUCAGUACUCGGCGCACCUGGCAAACGUGCAAAUUGAGAGUUUAUGCUCUUGCCAACAAAAAAGCUGAGCUGGAGUUCGAGCAACGCUCCAUGGCCAGUUUGCUAUCCAAGUUCCGGAUCGACUACUCAGACCUGACAUUAAUUCCGGACAUAACGAAGAAGCCGCUGGAGUCAUCUACGCAGUUCUUCAACGAGCUGAUCAAGGACUUUGUUGUGGCCGAAAAGGAGGGCGAGAAUGGAAGCAGCAGUCGGGCGACCCUUAAUGAGGAUGAGGCCCUGAUAACCGAUGAUGAUAUGCUGGCGGUGCAGGACAAGACGAAUCGAUACCUUCGCCUACGGGAGUACCUGCGCGAGCAGUCGACCAAGUCGGAUCUGGUGGUGAUGACGCUGCCGAUGCCCCGCAAGAACAUCGUCUCGGCGCCGCUCUAUAUGGCCUGGCUGGAGAGUCUGAGCCGGGACAUGCCACCAUUCCUGUUCGUGCGCGGCAACCAGACCAGCGUGCUGACCUUCUACUCGUAGGAUCAGGAUCAGGAUCUGCAGUCCGGAUGGGAUCUAUUGUAUUCUACUUACACCUACCGACACCCACACACUCUCACCUUUAUUGUUAGGCGAACGAGUAUUUUAUCUCUUAGAAGUACCACCCAUGUACAUAAAUUUAGGGACACCCAACGGAACGCACAGAGGCACUUUCAGCGGCGGAGGGAUCGGGAAUUGUCUGAUGGCCCACUACAGCUGUUUCAUAUUAUUUAAUGAGAGGGCUGCCUUUCCCGGUCCAUCUCGGCGUCGUCAAUAUUAACAUUUGUCCUAGCUAUCGAGUUUAAAUCAUAUUUAAAUACAGUGCAAAUAAUUUUUAAA
Drosophila elegans is the source of this 4994-nucleotide messenger RNA. RefSeq names its product bumetanide-sensitive sodium-(potassium)-chloride cotransporter (gene Ncc69). Gene Ontology annotation, biological process: sodium ion transmembrane transport; cell volume homeostasis; chloride transmembrane transport. The record is from RefSeq and is a predicted model, not a curated record. Bases 1032 to 4658 code for a protein of 1208 amino acids. Gene Ontology annotation, cellular component: membrane. Lineage: Eukaryota; Metazoa; Arthropoda; Insecta; Diptera; Drosophilidae. Gene Ontology annotation, molecular function: sodium:potassium:chloride symporter activity. The transcript is spliced from 19 exons.